CACAACUCAUUACCGGAAGUAAACAAGUAAGAUGGCGGCGAAUCAUAAAUCUUCAGAUUUUGAUCAAAAUUGUUAUACAGCACUUUUAGGGUUGGCUGAAAGUUAUAGAACUGUGUCGAAUAUAAGACAUUGUAUUCAUUGCUUAAAGGCUGUCUUCAAUCUUCACCCACCACCGUCUAUAGAAGCACGGACCCAUCUACAACUUGGGAAUCUUUUGCUCUCCCACACUAAAAACAACGAUCUUGCAAGACAGCAUUUAGAAAAAGCGUGGAGUAUUUCUUCAGGUCUUAACAACGAUGAUGUUAGAUUUGAAGCUGCAAGUGUUCUGGCUGCAAUGUACGAUAAACAGGGUCAGACUCAGUUGGCUAAACCCAUACUUUGUAAAGCCAAAGACAUCUCACAACAGUCACCAUUCUGGCAUUGUAGACUACUGUUCCAGCUUGCACAAAUACAUGCGUCAAAGAAGGAAUUCAGUGAGGCGUGUGCAUUGCUAGGUGCCGGAGCUGACUUUGCUUCAUCAGCAAGCUCGCAUUAUACAACACUUCUGUUUCUUCUCAGUAAAGGAAUGUUACUGCUGAUCAAUAAAGAUGCCAUGCAGGUGAACGAGACCCUGUCUAGGGCAGGUUCUAUGAUAGAACAGUGGACUGGACCCUCAGUUCAGAAAGAAUCACUCAAAGUUUUCUUCCUUGUACUUCAAGUGUGUCAUUACCUUACUGCAGGACAGGUGAAGAGUGUGAAACCAGCAUUGAAACAGCUUCAGCAGAGUAUUCAGACAAUAACCCAGCUUCAUACAGAUGAAGAUCCAGUUGGUAACAAUCAGAUUGACAUGUUUCAGUGGUUGCCAAAGGAACAUAUGUGUGUACUGGUUUAUCUGGUGACAGUCAUGCAUUCUAUGCAAGCUGGAUAUAUGGACAAGGCUCAGAAAUACACAGAUAAAGCUCUCAUGCAGAUAGAAAAACUCAAAAUGCUAGAUGCCCAUCCACUUUUGUCCUCCUUCCAGAUCAUGCUUUUAGAACACAUUGUAAUGUGUCGGCUGAUCAUGGGGAAUAAAACUACCGCCAUACAGGAGAUAUUUCAAGCUUGCCAUGUAUGUCAAUCACAGCCUAGACUGUUUACAACCCAUGGUUCACAGAUCCAUACGCUGCUGGGUCUGUAUGCCAUGUCCGUGAACUGUAUGGAAGCAGCUGAAGCUCAGUUUCUCACCGCACUGAAGCAAUCAGAGAGCACAGAUCUGUCACUGUUUAUCAACAUGAAUCUUGCCAUUGUUUUCUUACGCAUGGGUAGACAAGAUGACUUCCUCGGACUGCUCGAGAAAAUUGAUCCGGAAAAGAUGGAACAGUCCAACUCUCACAGUCUGAAAGCUGCAGCAUACUAUGUGCAGGGAUUACAGACUUUUUUCCAAGCUAGGUACAAUGAGGCAAAGCGUUACCUACGUGAGACAUUAAAGAUGGCAAAUGCUGAAGAUUUGAACAGGCUGACCUCCUGUUCCCUAGUGCUGCUUGGUCAUAUAUUCCUGUCAUUGGGUAACAGUAGGGAAUCUUUAAACAUGGUAACCCCAGCAAUGCAGCUUGCUGGAAAAAUACCAGAUGUUCAUGUGCAGCUGUGGGCAUCAUCACUACUUAAAGAUCUGUACCGACUGUCUGGAGACAUGGCUAAUGAGGAGGAAGGGUGUAGGUUACACACAAGUUUCUCUGCUUCACUCCUCAAAGAUCUGUUCCAGUCAACACAACUGUCAGAACAUGGUCUCAUACAGGUAUAUAUUCUCAACAGUUCUCUCUACCUCUGUCAGGAAAUUAUUCACUGCUGCAAUCGUUCCAGUAUUUAUGAUUUAAGUUUGAUUGGUUUGGCUGAGAUAUUCAUACUUUUAUGAACCUCCUUGUUGAUC
Molecule: messenger RNA, 1885 nt
Organism: Mercenaria mercenaria
Lineage: Eukaryota; Metazoa; Mollusca; Bivalvia; Venerida; Veneridae
Product: MAU2 chromatid cohesion factor homolog
Exons: 17
Coding region: 32-1870 (612 amino acids)
Biological process (GO): maintenance of mitotic sister chromatid cohesion; mitotic sister chromatid cohesion
Cellular component (GO): chromatin; SMC loading complex
Molecular function (GO): protein binding; double-stranded DNA binding
Source: RefSeq, a predicted model, not a curated record